Molecule: messenger RNA, 3394 nt
Organism: Ruditapes philippinarum (Manila clam)
Lineage: Eukaryota; Metazoa; Mollusca; Bivalvia; Venerida; Veneridae
Product: cytoplasmic polyadenylation element-binding protein 2-like
Exons: 9
Coding region: 85-2001 (638 amino acids)
Biological process (GO): negative regulation of cytoplasmic translation
Cellular component (GO): nucleus; cytoplasm; synapse
Molecular function (GO): mRNA regulatory element binding translation repressor activity; translation factor activity, RNA binding; ribosome binding
Source: RefSeq, a predicted model, not a curated record
UUCAGCGCGGAGGACGUGGCGAAGCAGAACAACACAGCUGUGUUUUUAUAUUAUCCCCCAGCUUUAUUAAAUACUUUUUGUCUAAUGGGGGAAUACGGUGUAGGAUUACAGUCACUUUCACCUGUGGAUUUUAACCGGUUUGUAAAUAAUCAGUCGUUGUUUUCACCUGAAAAUUCUCCUCGUACGAUGCAAGAUGAAAUCCUGUUGGAAAAGUCGGCUGCUAAACAGCAGCAACUUUCACCUUCAUGUAACCAGAUUUCGGAUCAAAAUGGAGAAAAUGUAGUUAAAAAUGGACAGUCAGAUGUCUCAAUAUACAAUAACGACGACAAAAGUGUUGAAAAUGUUAUAAAUACGUCCUCAUCGCCAAUAGAUGCAAAUGCACAGUUGAUCACAUCUUUGGCAAGUGUUAGCCAGAACUUCUGGACGCCCCCUCAAGAGGAUACCUUUAGUCAGGGGGCAUUUCAAAGUAUUAAUGGGACAGUUAGUUUUUCACACUUGCCACCAAAUGCUCUUGUAAAUGCUGGAAAUAUCAUGCAAGCUGCUCAGAUCUCAUCUCAAAGUUUGGGCCAGAGAAGAGCUAUCACGGCUCAGCACAACUUUCCACAGAGGCCAAUGCAGCAGGGUAUGAUCUUAAAUAAUGCCAAAAAUUAUCCACAGUGGAGUAACGCCCAUGGCCAAGCUCACGCUACAUUGUCUCCUUGGACGCAAGCACAGUUGCAGCAGCAUCAUCAACAUCAAAGAAGAUCUGUACCUAAUAUGAACAUUCCUGCAUUUGCACAAUUGAAGAAUAUAAAAAGUUUUCCACAGAAUCAGCAGACACUCUCAGUCAUUGCACCGUCCAAAUUUCGCAGAAGUACCUCUUUCCCGAGCCAGAUACAUCAAGCUACCUUUGCCAAGCCAAAUGUUGAUUACGUAGGAAUUGAUGAAGUACAGAGAGAAAAUUUUAUGUCAUAUCAGGAUAGAGGGAGCUCGAAUGACACGAUGAAGUUCACAAAUUUUGAGAACCAGCUCCUUGACAUAAUGAGAACAACAAACAUGGCUGAUCAGGCCAACCAGAUCAAAGCCUUGAAUUUCAAACAGAAAUUAGGGAAGGUCCCACAGUUCAUGUUUAAUGAUGACCCCAAUGGAGCAUUAGUGGAAGACACCUCCUUAGACCAGACAGUUCCAAGUCUAGGGUCCCCAGUGAACACAUCUCCAAUAGGGGAGCGAGUAGAAAGAUUCUCCAGAAAAGUUUUUGUGGGAGGACUUCCCCCUGAUAUAGAUGAAGAGGAGAUUACGAUAGCAUUCCGGAGGUUUGGUCCAGUAGUCGUUGAUUGGCCACAUAAAGCCGAGAGUAAAUCUUACUUCCCUCCAAAAGGUUACUCAUUCCUUCUGUUCCAAGAUGAGGUGUCUGUCCAAAACCUGAUUGAACAAUGCAUCGUUGAUGAUGAUAAACUCUACUGGUGCGUUUCCAGCCCAACCAUGAAAAAUAAACCUGUUCAGAUUAGACCAUGGAACCUCAGUGAUUCAGACUUUGUUAUGGAUGGUUCCCAACCUCUAGAUCCAAGAAAGACAAUAUUUGUUGGUGGGGUACCAAGACCGCUUAGAGCAGUUGAACUUGCCAUGAUAAUGGAUCGGCUAUAUGGGGGAGUUUGUUACGCUGGUAUUGAUACUGAUCCAGAACUCAAGUAUCCAAAGGGGGCGGGGAGAGUGGCUUUCUCCAACCAACAGAGUUACAUUGCAGCUAUAAGUGCUAGAUUUGUCCAGUUACAGCACGGUGAUAUAGAUAAACGGGUUGAAGUGAAACCAUAUGUGCUAGAUGACCAGAUGUGUGACGAGUGUCAGGGAGCAAGGUGCGGUGGCAAGUUUGCUCCAUUCUUCUGUGCUAACGUAACCUGCCUCCAGUACUACUGCGAGCAUUGCUGGGCUCAGAUCCAUUCCCGACCAGGACGCGAGUUCCACAAGCCCCUGGUGAAAGAGGGUGCGGAUAGACCAAGAGCUGUUCCAUUUCGUUGGUGUUAAAAGGUUGUGGGCGAGGGGAAAAUUAUAGACUGUACCAGAAUGAAACAUUUCUGCUAUGCCACACAGAUGAUAAAGGGAGGGAAAAAUUGGUGUUGGGUUUUGUUAUGAGAAUUUUUUUGUAUUAUUUUUGUGGGAUUUUUUUAUUUAAAGACAUUGCAAGUUUGAAUAUAUUUUUGUAUUUUUAUUUUGAUAUUUUUGAUUCUAGUUUUGAUUUAUGAACUCGGACUGACCUUGUCACGACUUGGUGCCGAUUAAAUAAUGGUUAGUGAUAAAUGUAUGAAAUCCCUUUUUUCUAGCGAAUUAAUCAAGCUUUGUUAUAUAUUUCGGUGGUGAUCAUUGUUUUUCACUUUUAUAUUUUCGUAUAGGAAAGAGCAAUAAUAUAUAAAAAAAUAGUUAAAAAAAAUUUGAUCUGUUGUAAUUUCUUAUUUUGCUUUGCAAAUUGAGAAUGUAAUAUAAUUUUCAUUUUUUGUGUGUGUAAAAAUAGUUUAUUUUUGUAUGUCAAGGUUUCAUAUUGACUCGUGUAUUAAGGUUGCCUCUUAUUUAUUGUUUUAGUGUAACUUGGAUUUGUCCUUCAUUCAAAGACGCACACAAACACACACAUUUCAGUACUUUAUUUUUAACCAUUUUUUCACUCUGUACAUUCCAUAUGUGUUUCAUCGCGAGAAAGAAAGUAGGACUGUUUUAAUGUAACUAUUUUGACACAUUUUUUUUGACCAAAAAUCAAUUUUUGAAAAAUAUUUACAGGCAGAUUUAUAUGUCUACAUGAUUUGCGUAGAUCAAGAGAAAUAAUCCUUUUGCAAAAUUAGUGUUACCAUAAUUUAAAGUUUUUGGAUGACUUGGCAAGAUUUUAAAACUUAUAUUUACUAUCAAAAUUUUAAAAAAAUGUGAUUUUUGUUUUUAAAUGUUUUUAUUUUAGAAAAAAAAGCAAAAAAACCCAUGAAUAAUGCUUUAUUCUGGCUAUUUUGUGCAAAUUCUUGACACACCUUGAAACUGCAAUUUGACAUUUUCUCCAAUUUGCAGUUCUAUGUGUCUAAUUAUUGCUAAGGAGAGAUGAACUAAUUGCUGUUUAAGAGAAUUUUAAUUGAUAUCUGAUGUAGAAUAAACAUCUUCAAUUUCUGAGAGGAUACAUCCCUCUGGAUAUAAAAUAAGAAACAUUUUGAUGGAUCCAGUAAUAGACAUGUAAAAACUGAGUAUAUGGAAACGAAAAAGCGAUGGUUAGCAUGAAUUCACAUGAUUUUAGCAUCUAAAAAUGUAGAUAAACAGUAAAAAGUGGGUGGUUUUUUUUGGUACAUAAGGGACAGCAAAUUUUCAAUUAGAUGUAUUAUCUGUCUGUACAUGGUCAAUACAUUUAAUUUCUAUUUGCAUGAUAUGGCCUCUAGGCCCAAAAGCAACA